AUGGUCUCACUUCCACGAACCGCGUUCCGAUUAGGAGAAUCCAUUGAGGCCCAAGUUACUGUAAAUAACCGGACACGCAAAGGACUUAAAGACUGCGCCCUACAGCUGACGAUGAAAACACAAUUUGAAGCGAUGAGUAGGUAUGAGCAUGUGAACGAGAAGAAAUUGAGCGAGCAUUUGAUUGAAAUGGUCCCGUUAGGAAAAGUGAAAGCUCGACGGAAAGAGGUGUUCGCAAAGUGCAUUAUUCAAGUUCCCGAAGGUGCUCCACCGACACAGAACUACAAUCGAGACGGUGGAGACACGGCUAUCAUCGCCAUUCAUUAUGUGUUGAAAUUCACUGCCUUGCCCGGGAUCGAAUGUGAAAUUCCGUUGAUCGUCACUUCCAUGGGCUACGCGGACACGGGCAAGCAAGCGGCAUUCGUGAUUCACAACUCUCGGAAAAGUCCCAGCAAACAGCAGCGGACCACACGAACCAUGAUCGAAGGAAAAAUACCAUAUCAAUGA
Molecule: messenger RNA, 504 nt
Organism: Ostertagia ostertagi
Lineage: Eukaryota; Metazoa; Nematoda; Chromadorea; Rhabditida; Trichostrongylidae
Source: the annotation of a GenBank genome assembly